Messenger RNA from Mucor mucedo, 1668 nucleotides. RefSeq lists its product as uncharacterized. NCBI's taxonomy places the organism in Eukaryota, Fungi, Mucoromycota, Mucoromycetes, Mucorales, Mucoraceae. Bases 1 to 1668 code for a protein of 555 amino acids. The record is from RefSeq and is a predicted model, not a curated record. The transcript is spliced from 5 exons.
AUGAGCGGGAAUAUCGAUAAUGGUUCUUCCAACUGGAGUUUGGAUUUACAACCUAGUCAACAACCCGAGGAAUGGAUUCCUAGUCAAGCUAUGUUUUUUCUCAAUAAGAAAUAUGAGACAGAGGUCGCUGCAAUUAGAGAACAACAUGCUAUGUGGAUCAGUCAACAGAACGAGUUACAUAGUCAACAAAUUAAACGUAUGGAACAAGAAGUAACAGAGGAGAGAAUUCGUUGGACAGAACAGGACGAAAAACGUAUGAAUGAAAUGAAAGCUUUUAAUUCGGUCGAACUACUAAGAGCAGAAGUCAACCAACUCCGUCGUGAUCUUGGAGAGUCAAUAGAACAACUUAAGGUGAAAAAUCAUAAAAUUGAAAAUUAUGAAAUUCAAAUCGAUGACCUUUCGAGUCAUUGUUCGGAAUACCACGAGAAAAAUAAUCAAUUGAUGGAUGAUUUGGCAAAAUCCCAAAUAACCUAUGAUAGACGUCGAGUAGAAAAUCGCAGAUUAUUAACUAAAUUGGAAGAAAAUUCCAAAUCGACACCUUUGUACGAGCAACAAACGACGUUGGAGACACAGGAACAACCUUUAAUGCAAAGAACCGCAUCUCCUAUUCCCCUCAGUUUACAUCAUACUGAAAAGCAACAAGAAGAAAACUCUUUUCACUCUGAUGCGCAUUCGACGUACAGUAAUGCAGUAAAUUGGGACAACUUCUCGGUAGGUUCAGCAACACCAUCUCAGAAUUUUCGAGCCCAGCAAUUUUCUUCGUCACACCAUGUUAAUUCAGGACAGGCAACAGCUGCUAAUCCAAAUAAACAGAAUCGUCGUAAGCACCCUACACCACCUUUCAAUGGCGUCGGGCGCCCCAUAGCUCAAGAAUGCUUAGCUAACUUUCGUAAACUCAUUGUAUAUCAUAAAUAUACUGAUGACGAAUGCAUUGAUGAGUUUAUGAUGGCAAUGCAAAGCUAUGCCAAUAAGUGGUGGGCAACAGUAGAUGAAGCUACAAGAACGGAUUUCCAAGCCAUCGUAACGGCUUUCCAGGCUUUCUAUGGCGGAGAGGAUGAGGCGAUGGCUAAAGCUAUUGCAGCCAUGCGUACCAUGAAACAAAGUGAUGAAGCGAUGACUUCGUUUGGCACAAGACUAUUGUUAGAAGUAACCACAAUUGCCAAAGAUAAUAGUCAACUACAACUCAAUUAUGUUUAUGGUGCAGUAAAUACGUCCGUGAGUGAAGCGGUUUUGCCUACUCGGCCAAAGAAUAUUUUGGAAGCAAUUGGAGUUGCAAUCGAAGUAGAACAAAACAUACGGUACAGCUCAUUCCAUUCGUCUAACAGCACUGCGAAGAUUCCUUCAGCGGCAAAAAUCUGGCCUCCAAUGGGUACCGAAAGCCGUGGAGAUGAUCCAAUGGAAUGUGAUAUUAAUGCUCAACAAUAUCGAGGCGGGAAGAGUUUUCAAACCAAAGAUUGCAUUUUGUUGAAAAAAGCCAAGGCAUUAAACGACUCGGAGAGCAAGGAGAAGAAGUCUAAGAAGAAUGAAGGUCAUCCAAAAUCUUCUGGCAACAGAAGUAACAACGCACAAACCGCGGAACCGAUUGAUAAUGGGGGACGUUCAGGGACUGAGAGUGCGAAUGAUGUUUCCUUCGGACAGUCCGGCUUUCAACCACAGUCAACUCUUUGA